This is a messenger RNA of Racocetra persica, 855 nucleotides long. NCBI's taxonomy places the organism in Eukaryota, Fungi, Glomeromycota, Glomeromycetes, Diversisporales, Gigasporaceae. The record is from the annotation of a GenBank genome assembly.
AUGUUUUUAAUAUCACUAGAUAUUAGUUCUGAAACGAAUGUUAAAGAACAACGAAUUGAAAAUCAAAUUGAAGAUAAUUUAAGGGAAAACGAUUUAAAGAAGAACGAUUUAAAGAAGAACGAUUUAAAGAAGAAUGAUUUAAGAGAGAAUGAUUUAAGGGAGGACAAUUUAAAGGAGGAUGGUUUAAAGAAGAAUGGUUUAAGGAAGAAUAGUUUAGAAGAAGAUAAUAGUUAUGCAAAGGCACCAGAUGAGAAUUCAACAAGUAUAAAAAUUGUAACUUCAACCGAAAUAUCACAUAAGGACAAUGAAAAUGAUUUUGAAAGAUAUAAUUUUCCUCAAGAAACUUUUAUAAUACUUUAUAAUUCAUCUAAUGAGUUCGAAGCUGCUAAUGAUGAAAUAUUCUCUAAUACUACUGAAAUAUCCUCUAAUACUACUGAAAUAUCCUCAAAUACUACUAAUUCAUAUGAUUUUAUAAAUCUUCUAGAAAUUCAUAAAAAUAAAAUAUUCACUACAAGAAGAAUGCAAAAUAUGGCUAGUUGGUUUGAUGUUUAUUGUUAUAAAUUGCAUGUUGCUAUUUUAAACCUUGCAGUUGAAUUUUCUGAAACACAUGAAAUAGAAGGGGAGCCAUCAAUUAGUGAGUUAUCUGAAUUCAUAAGUGAAGAUGUCUGGAAGAAAGUACUCCAACUGCAUUUGAAAGCCACCGAUUAUCCAGUUCUGAAAAAUGAUCCUGUGAUGUUUACAAAGCUUGGCACUUUUGUAUAUCAAGCAGUUAAGAAAGUUCUUGUUGUGAUUAAUAGCGAACAAAAUACUAGAAAUACAAUUAGGAAAUAUGACGAAAUUACUUUAGAUUUAUGA